UGGCGAAUUUGUUGCGGACGAAGAAAUAAAGUGCACGAAAUGGAAAUCAUGGAGCUUUGCCGCUACUAUUGGUACGAGCAUGUUGAUCAGAGGACCAUGAAUCUGCCGUUGGUAACAUCGCCCAUAAUCAUUCCUUCGACUCUGUUGGCGUAUCUAGUCAUUGUUCUAAAAUUGGGACCAAAGUACAUGAAGAACAGGGAGCCGUAUAGCUUGAAAACUUUCAUCAGAUACUACAACGUCUUCCAAGUUUUCAUCAACGCGUACAUAAUUAUGCAGUUGUUUAGCGCUGGUUUAUUUUCCGAACCAACGAGAUUCUGCUAUUUACCGGACUAUUCAUUCGACCCUAAUCCCAUAAAGAUUGUGCACACGUUCUGGCUGACGAUGCUGGUAAAGCUCAUCGACCUAGCUGAGACAGUGACGUUCGUGCUCAGGAAAAAGUACAACCAGGUUUCUUUCUUGCACCUGUACCAUCAUAUAACGACAUUGCUGCUGGCGUGGAUGUUCACGAAAUACUACCCGAUGAAGUUGUGCGCGUUCCCGAUGGCCGUGAACUGCGCUGUUCACGUGUUCAUGUACACAUAUUAUUUCUUCAGCAGCUUCGGCGACAGAACACCGAAAAUUCUGAAUUCGAUUAAACCGCUGAUCACGAUAAUGCAAAUG
Messenger RNA from Megalopta genalis, 660 nucleotides. Its product is annotated as very long chain fatty acid elongase 1. NCBI's taxonomy places the organism in Eukaryota, Metazoa, Arthropoda, Insecta, Hymenoptera, Halictidae. Gene Ontology annotation, molecular function: fatty acid elongase activity. The record is from RefSeq and is a predicted model, not a curated record. Gene Ontology annotation, cellular component: endoplasmic reticulum membrane. Gene Ontology annotation, biological process: fatty acid elongation, polyunsaturated fatty acid; fatty acid elongation, saturated fatty acid; very long-chain fatty acid biosynthetic process.